Cottoperca gobio is the source of this 1996-nucleotide messenger RNA. RefSeq names its product sodium/potassium-transporting ATPase subunit beta-3-like. Bases 102 to 1016 code for a protein of 304 amino acids. Gene Ontology annotation, molecular function: ATPase activator activity. The transcript has 7 exons. The record is from RefSeq and is a predicted model, not a curated record. NCBI's taxonomy places the organism in Eukaryota, Metazoa, Chordata, Actinopteri, Perciformes, Bovichtidae. Gene Ontology annotation, cellular component: sodium:potassium-exchanging ATPase complex. Gene Ontology annotation, biological process: intracellular sodium ion homeostasis; sodium ion export across plasma membrane; potassium ion import across plasma membrane.
UGUGUGUGUGUGUGCAGCCACAGACCGAGCUCCGUUCUCUGAUCUAACGGAUCGGUAUACUGGCUAUUAGCCCGCUCACAGUUAAUUAGCCCUGAGCCAGCAUGUCGUCCAGCACAGAGGUCCAGAACCAGGACCCGAAAGAGGAGACAAACCAGGCGGUGAAGGAAGAGGAGAAGGUCGGGGAGAAAGAGAAGAAGAAGGAGGAGAAGAAGGAAGAAACGAAGGAAUCCUGGAAGGAUUGUAUGUACAACCCGAGGACCGGAGAGUUUAUGGGCCGGACCGCCCGCAGCUGGGGUCAGAUCCUCCUCUUCUACCUCGUCUUCUAUGCGUUUCUGGCAGGAAUGUUUUGUCUCACCAUGUGGGUGAUGUUACAGACUCUGGAUGAAAAUAUCCCCCGCUAUCAGGACCGAGUGGCCAGUCCAGGUUUGGUGAUUCGUCCUCACACAGCUGAAAUUUCCUUUAACCGUAGUGAACCGACAAACUACAACCAGUAUAUCCAACAACUGCAAGACCUCCUGCAGAAUUAUAAUGACAGUGUUCAGGAGCGUAACGACUUGUGUCUGGUGGGUGAAUACACUGAACAGGAUGACGAGCCGAUAAAGAAAGUUUGUCAGUUCAAACGCAGUACGUUGCGUCAGUGCUCCGGGCUAUCCGACACCAGCUUUGGAUUUGCAGAGGGAAAACCAUGUAUCCUCAUUAAGAUGAACCGGGUCAUCGGACUGAAACCCCAAGGAGACCCUUACAUCAACUGUACUGCCAAGAGAGACAGUCUGUUACAGAUUAAGUACUUCCCAUCAGAAGGUCGUCUGGAUAAAAUGUUUUUCCCGUACUACGGCAAGAAAGCUCAUCCGGAAUACGUGCAGCCUCUGGUUGCGGUGCAGUUGCUGUUGUCUGAAGAAGACUUUAGCAUGGAGCACACGGUGGAGUGUAAAGUGGAGGGUUCGGACCUGCUUAACAAUGAUGAGCGGGACAAGUUUCUGGGUCGAGUCACUUUCCGGGUCAAAGUGUUGCAGUAACUCGUUGUCAUGGAUACCACAAACUGGGUUAAUAACUCAGUUUCAGACACUUUGUAAUCCAGACCUGAUCUAAUGCUGGAUGUCUGAAUCUGGUUAAUUUUGUAUGAGGAAAUCUGGACCUGAUCUUGACCCUGGUUCAGUCCUGGUUCAGUCCUGAUCCUGGUUCAGACAUGGUCCUGGUCCAGAUCUUGUCCUCAGUAGAUUUCACAGUGACUCUUGUUGAACGUUUUCAGACUCUUGGAGCGGAUCAGGUCUUUUGUUGAAGCAUGUGAACCAGCUGCACAAUGAUGUGUUGUUUUUUAAAUGUAUUUAUAAUAGUGUUGUAAUAAAAUGAUAAAAUGAUCCCAUCAGUCAGUAAAAGUACAGAUAACUACAGAAACAUCAGUGAAGACAGAAAACUAAACUUUAUAAAACAUUCAGCUGGUCAGUAAUCAGAUACAUUUUUACUCUGCCACAGGAAAUUAUUUUAUAAUAUUUUAAUACUGCACUGAACGUGUGAUUUUUCUCAAUUUCCAACUGUAACCUGAACAUUUUCAAGUUCAGGGAUGAAGAGAAAAACCGAAAGAUGGAUAGUUGAUCACUUUUCGGUAUUGUUUUUAGUUUUUUUUGGUGUAAGUAAGUUUAAGUAAAUUUUGAUGGUACGGUAAUAAUCUGAUUACUGAUUGUAUGUUAAUAUUUUUAACAGAUUAUUCCAGUGUAUGUAAACAACUGCCAAAACGAUUUUAUUGUUUCAGUACAAACCUUUCAUAGAUAGGUUAAAGAACAACAGAAAGUAUGAAAUGUUUCACCUGAAUGCUUAUUUUAGUUUCCUGUUUAAAACACUGACUGUAGAAAAGGUAUUUCUAAUGAUGAUGAAAUCAGGUCCUCUAGAGCAGGGGUCGGGAACCUAUAGCUCGCGAGCCAUAUAUGGCUCUUUCGAUAACGCAAUAUGGCUCAGACAAUUUUGAGCUGACAUUUUUUAACAUGAUUAACAAGUAAUA